Lasiosphaeria miniovina is the source of this 1961-nucleotide messenger RNA. Its product is annotated as WD40-repeat-containing domain protein. Gene Ontology annotation, biological process: cellular response to amino acid starvation; positive regulation of TORC1 signaling. The transcript is spliced from 2 exons. Bases 154 to 1854 code for a protein of 566 amino acids. Lineage: Eukaryota; Fungi; Ascomycota; Sordariomycetes; Sordariales; Lasiosphaeriaceae. Gene Ontology annotation, molecular function: protein binding; structural molecule activity. The record is from RefSeq and is a predicted model, not a curated record. Gene Ontology annotation, cellular component: nuclear pore outer ring; Seh1-associated complex.
CUCUGCUCCAGCUGUUACUGUGAAUGCAAGGAGCUUGGGCCAAGGGGUUACCUGAACUUUGAUAAACCACCCCGCCAUUCACUUCACUUUAUCCCAUGUUACGGAAUAUCCAUUCCAUCCAUCGGAUACCUGAUUCAACCCAGCCAGCGCAACAUGGCCACAGCCCGUGUCGACAAGGCCGACGACGAUUCGCUCCUCAGCGACCCGCCCAGCGUCGACGAGCAGCCAAACUUCGACGUGAUUGUCAAGCACGGCCACCAGGACCUGGUGCAGGUUGUCGCUUUCAACAACUACGGCGACCGUGCCGCCACCGGCUCCGUCGACGGCAAGAUUCGCGUCUUCAACCGCCACAAGGACGGCGUCUGGCGCCUGUCCGACAACUGGACCGCCCACGGCGGCGAGAUUACCGAGAUCCAAUGGCUCCCGUCCACCAUCGCCCCCAACCUGAUCGCCUCCCUCGGCAUUGAGGGCCGCUUCAAGCUCUGGGCCGAGGACCCCAUUGCCACCUCGGGCCGCCGCUUCAUCACAGCCAAGCGCUUCGUGAGACGCCGCAACGUCAAGCUGGGCCCUGCCCCGGACGGCGGCGACGCCAUUGGCGACAGCGCCGACGGCACCGCCAACCCGGGCGACAACAACAACAACAGCAACAAUGGCAACAACCCCGGCGCAACCUCAAACCCAAACGUAAACCCGAAUGCAAACCCCAAUCCAAAUCUAAAUCCAAACCCAUACGCAAACCCCAACCCAAAUCCCAACCCAAAUAAUUCCAACGCAAACCCCAGCGCAAACCCCAGCGCGAACCCAAACGCAAAGGCCAAGGCCAGGGCCGCCUUCGAGACACGCAACAGUACCAGCCCCUACCGCGCAUUUGCCAUGAAGUACAUAGACGAGGCCGCCUGCACCUACCUGGCUCUAGCCACGGCCGACGGCCAGCUACACGUCUAUGAGAACGACCACCCCGAGAACCUACCCGACUUCUCAAAAGUCGACGAGUUCACCGUCUGCCCCCGUCCCACCCGCGGCGACGAGACGGCCUUUUGCGUGCGCUUCGACCCCAACCCCGACGUGUGCUACACGGCCCUGCGCGCCGGUGUGCUCUCCGACACCCUGAGCCUCGUCGUCGCCGCCAUGGACAGGGUGAGGGUCUACCGCUCUCGCGACACCAUCAGAUCCUCACUCGGCGUCACCACCGCCGCCAAGGAGUUCUACCUCGCCGCCGAGCUGACCGGCCACCGCGGCCUCGUGCGCGACGUUGCCUGGGCCCCCGGCAACAUCCGUGGCUACGACAUCAUCGCCACCGCCUGCCAGGACGGCUUCGUCCGCGUCUUCAGCCUCGAUUGCCCCAUCGCGCACACCACCACCGCCUGGUCCGCGAGCCAGCUGCAGAAGCACAUUCCCGUAAACCGCGAGGAAGUGGAACACAACGAGGAAAUCCACCAAGCCACAUUGGCCCAGACUCAGAUCAAUGCCGCCGCCACCGCCGCCGCCGCUGCCGCUGCCGGCAAUGGCAAUGAUGGCGCCGGCAGCACCUUCGUGCCCGACCUGGAUGUCUCGGGAGUAAACAUACCCUUGCAGCACAAGUCGGCCCUCGACGCGGGCUUCAACCCGCCGCGCGCCAACACUGAGCGCCGCUCCACCGGCAUGCCGGGCCAGGUCAGGCAUGUCGCCAAAGAGAUGGCCCGGCUCGACAUCCACCGCACCCCCGUCUGGCGUGUCGCCUUUGACGAUGACGGCCAGGUUCUUGGCAGCGUCGGCGACGAGGGCCGCCUUAUCUGCUACCGCCAGACCCCCAGCGGCUCGUGGGCCAAGAGCUCAGAGCUGUCCAUGAUGAAGAUGCGGAUGGCCGUGCCAUGAACAAAGGCGCCACAGGAGUUAAAUUGCCUUCUGCUGCUUUUUUGGCCAAUUGCUGGCUGGAUACUCUGCUUGAGUUAGCAAAUGACCCUAACCUAUGCAUGCCACGG